Neomonachus schauinslandi (Hawaiian monk seal) is the source of this 682-nucleotide messenger RNA. RefSeq names its product brain expressed X-linked 3 (gene BEX3). Gene Ontology annotation, cellular component: cytosol; cytoplasm. The record is from RefSeq and is a predicted model, not a curated record. Gene Ontology annotation, biological process: signal transduction. The coding region runs from base 99 to 437 and encodes 112 amino acids. The transcript has 2 exons. NCBI's taxonomy places the organism in Eukaryota, Metazoa, Chordata, Mammalia, Carnivora, Phocidae. Gene Ontology annotation, molecular function: signaling receptor binding.
GUGUCAAGUGUCGUGGCGGCGCACUCACGGCGAGAAUCGGGAGAAGGAGGAGACAGCAAGGAUAGGCCCAGAAAAACAACCAGGAAAAAAAAAAUCUCAUGGCAAAUAUCCACCAGGAAAACGAAGAAAUGGAGCAGCCCAUGCAGAAUGGAGAGGAAGACCGCCCUUUGGGAGGGGGAGAAGGCCACCAACCUGCAGGAAAUAAUAGACGGGGACAGGCUCGCCGACUUGCUCCAAAUUUCCGAUGGGCCAUACCCAAUAGGCAGGUCAAUGAUGGGAUGGGUGGAGAUGGAGAUGAUAUGGAAAUGUUCAUGGAGGAGAUGAGAGAAAUCAGGAGAAAACUUAGGGAGCUGCAGUUGAGGAAUUGUCUGCGUAUCCUGAUGGGGGAGCUCUCUAAUCACCAUGACCAUCAUGAUGAAUUUUGCCUUAUGCCUUGACUCCUGCCAUUUUCCAUGAGAUUAAUACUGUGAUUCAACACUGUUUUCUUUUUCCUUGCAUUUACCUGAUAUACCUUUACUGAUUCGUUUGCUGUGAACCUUAUGUAAUUUUCAUGUGUCAGGUGGGUUUGUGUUACCAGAUUCCAAUUGAAGAUUGCCUUGGCACCCAGUCUAAGUUUCUGUCAACAGUAGAGUCACCCAGUUGCAUGAAAAAGUGUAAAGUUAAUAAAGCAAUUAAAAAGCAA